Molecule: messenger RNA, 984 nt
Organism: Arabidopsis thaliana (thale cress)
Lineage: Eukaryota; Viridiplantae; Streptophyta; Magnoliopsida; Brassicales; Brassicaceae
Exons: 1
Coding region: 1-984 (327 amino acids)
Source: RefSeq, marked reviewed
AUGGUGGUCACUCUGCUUCUUAUUGCAUCUGACUUUACUAAUGCCAGGAGGCAGCCUUUUUCUCUUAAACUGAAUGCAAAAUUGCAAACCGGCUUUAAAUUGUUCCAUCAACAUGCGACUAUACAAUCUGCUCCUGUUCUUCCUCCACCAGAUGGUCAAGACCAGCUUGGCUUCAAGCCAAGUCCAUCUGCAAAAUUGCAAACUGGCUUUAAAUUGUUCCAUCAACCUGAUACUAUACAAUCUGCUCCUGUUAUUCCUCCACCAGACGGUCAAGACCAGCUUGGCUUCAAGCCAAGUCCAUCUGCAAAAUUACAAACUGGCGUUAAAUUGUUCCAUCAACAUGCGACUAUACAAUCUGCUCCUGUUCUUCCUCCACCAGACGAUCAAGACCAGCUUGGCUUCAAGCCAAGUCCAUCUGCAAAAUUGCAAACCGGCGUUAAAUUGUUCCAUCAACAUGCGACUAUACAAUCUGCUCCUGUUCUUCCUCCACCAGACGGUCAACACCAGCUUGGCUUCAAUCCAAGUCCAUCUGCAAAAUUGCAAACCGGCUUUAAAUUGUUCCAUCAACAUGCGACUAUACAAUUUGCUCAUGUUCUUCCUCCACCAGACGGUCAAGACCAACUUGGCUUCAAGCCAAGUCCUUUUGCAAAAUUGCAAACCGGCGUUAAAUUGUUCCAUCAACAUGCGGCUAUACAAUCUGCUCCUGUUCUUCCUCCACCAGACGGUCAAGACCAGCUUGGCUUCAAGCCAAGUCCAUCUGCAAAAUUACAAACCGGCGUUAAAUUGUUCCAUCAACCUGAUACUAUACAAUCUGCUCCUGUUCUUCCUCCACCAGACGGUCAACACCAGCUUGGCUUCAAUCCAAAUCCAUCUGCAAAAUUGCAAACCGACUUUAAAUUGUUCCAUCAACAUGCGACUAUACAAUCUGCUCAUGUUCUUCCUCCACCAGACGGUCAAAACCAAGCCAAGUCCAUCUUCUUUUAG